Molecule: messenger RNA, 2523 nt
Organism: Mya arenaria
Lineage: Eukaryota; Metazoa; Mollusca; Bivalvia; Myida; Myidae
Exons: 8
Coding region: 239-2083 (614 amino acids)
Source: RefSeq, a predicted model, not a curated record
GAUACGCACGUACUACAACAGACGACAAAUACAAACGACGAUUCCAAUAGAACGGAUAGUCGUCUUGUUUUGUGUUGCUCUUAUGUUGUAGUCGCUAUUUGAUUCAGUUUAGUUUGUUCUUUAAAUUGGUAUUUUACGUUCAGUACAGCUAUAAGGAGUUUGCCGUAAAUACUAAGUAGGACUACAGACUUUUAUGGCGAGACUUACAAUUUAAUUUGUAAGUCCAAGUCAUUGCAAAAUGGAGGCGAUAUACCACGUGAUAUGCGCAGUCCUUCUGCUGGUAUUUUCCUACGUUACCGAGGGUUUCCGAGUGAGACGCGCGGGCGUGGCCGGUUAUGACGACCCGUACGGCCUGACGAACGCUUUUAGUGAUAUCGACACGCGAAGUGAUUACGAUUAUAGAACUCUGCUGCGUAAACGUGUUCUAGAGGAUGAUGAAUCCUACUUCAACCCCAAGGAAGAUGGCAUUGAAUAUUUACAAGCCGGUUCUUACAUUCCAAAUAGAGAAAUUGCUUACAUUCCUGAUUAUCUUUUAGACAAAUCGUAUAUUGGUAAUGGUCCUAUGGAGUAUGGUGGACUGAAUGGGCGCAUUUAUGGACCACAAAAGAGGACUACACAUAAUUCUCAUAGAGUUGUGCCGACAAUGGAGGAACUUCGAACAAUAUUUGGAGAAGCUAAUGUACCAAUGAAAAAGCUUGCGCCUGUAAAACGUCAGGAACCAAAACAAAAUACAGUCACCAAAGAGUCCCGUGACUACAGUUACAAUAAACACGAAGACAAGGCUAACUUUGACAAAGAAAAUAGAGUUAAUGCAUUUAAGAAAUUGCUUAGCGCGGCGGAAGAAAUGCAUCCAAAUACCAACAUCGCAGGGGAAAGCGUACACAGUAAGUCAAAGUCAGAAGUAGCUGAUGACCUUGGUGAAGUAUUCAAAGAUGCAAAGACCGGUGUAGAUUCAGAAGAAAGAACAGAAGACGUCCAAAAUAGUACAGAAGAUCAAAAUGACGAAGUUGUUCUUGAAUCUACAGCACCGGUUAAUACAAUAACCGAUGACAACGCUCAAUAUAGUAAAUCAAAACGAGCCUCUGAUGGUCUCUCAACUAUUCAACCUGGAUACAUUAUUAAUUUAUUGGAAGACAUUGCUGAAUUAAAAGAAAAGGUAUCGAAACUAGAAAUUCUUCAAAUGCUCGAGGAACGAGAAAAUGACUAUUUGGCAAGUGCUCUCAAAUUUGCCACGCUUGAUCAAAUACAGGACAGUGAUGUGUUUGUUGACAAGGAAUAUGAUGACAUAUCCAAGGCAACAGAUACGGAAACACUGAUUCAAAAUCUGACAGAUGACGACGACAGCGAGGGAUUGGACGAACAAGGGGUUAUUGAAACUCUUGGUGAAGACCUUCAAUCCCCUCUUCCUGAUGAUAUUGUCGGAGAGGAAACUAAAAGAUCUGACAUUCCGAACAUUCCUUCUGGUCCGAACGAUGAGUGGUACGAUACACCAGUAAGAGAGGGAGUUGGCCUAGGGGCGAUUUUGGAAGAUCCUACUGAUGACGAAGGUACAGAUUUGAACGGAUUGGAUUCACGAUUGAUUCUGCCAUUCCCAGAUGACCACGAGGAGGGGGAUGCAGUUGCAAUGGAAACUCCACCACAGUAUUCUGAAAACACUAAACAAGGCGACCGAAACAUUCUGGCCACACUGCUGGCUAAUCUGUCCCCAUCUACCGUCAACAAUAUCAUCUCCGAUCUGCAGCAAGAAACUGCCCCAGCAGACGUAUGUCCGGCUGUCUUAGAACUGUCACAGAACUGUGCCUUUGCAGACGUUGAAGGAAUUCCGAUUGAUGACGACGCUAGAAAUCUGUGUGUGAGGCAUCAGCUGUGCUAUACAUGUGGAUCAGUAUUCGAGAUGCCUCGGCAGGGUUGUGACCAUGGCUACAAGGUGACGGUGACGGAGGCGUGUGAGGGCGACAGCGCAUGUCUAAGGGAUGGAGCGUACUUUCUGCGCCUCAUGGAGAAAUUCCAUCACUUCCUUCCGACCAGCCCUGAGGAGUGCCAGAUGCCGUGUGUGGAAGACUUCAUACUAGGCGUUGAUUAGAAUCACUGUGAUUUUUAAAUGAACUAUUAAGAUAUCAUUUAUUUACAAUAUAUAAAUCGAAUGACGUAGGAAAUGUUAUAAGAAAGUAGUUGCCAUGUGUUAAAGCGCUGUACUGUGACUGUAAGGUGCUAGGAAAUGAUAGAGGAUCAUCUUUCAUCUCUUAAUAUAACUUUUUGUCUUAGUAUGUAUGCUUAUUAAGCACAUGAUUAUCGUAUUUCAAAAAAAAAAAAUCAAUUUUGAUGUCAAAAUAUCACAUUUCAUUAAUUUUUAAUUUUUCAUCCAAGAAUUGCUGUCAUGUUCAAAGGUAUAAAACCUCAGCUAAAGUUAUGCGUUUAACAAAUGAGGUUCUAAAUUUAUUUAGUUCGAAAUUGUAUGCGGAAAUAGGCUGUUAUUUCAGUAAUGUUGGUAAUGAAUUAAUUAAAAAGGAACUAUUAAAUACA